This is a messenger RNA of Papaver somniferum (opium poppy), 2723 nucleotides long. RefSeq lists its product as uncharacterized. The record is from RefSeq and is a predicted model, not a curated record. Bases 1308 to 2690 code for a protein of 460 amino acids. The transcript is spliced from 2 exons. NCBI's taxonomy places the organism in Eukaryota, Viridiplantae, Streptophyta, Magnoliopsida, Ranunculales, Papaveraceae.
GUUCACUACACUUGCACGUUCAGAGGUCUCUCCAUUUCUCUUUAGGGUUUCAUACAAAAUCCCAAAAUCUUAAACCACUUGGGAAAAAAAAACAGAAAAGAUAUUCUCUAUCAGAUUUGCGGAGAUGGAGAGAUAUUUCAAAAGGAAGCCGGAAUCCGAUUUAUCGACGCCACCGAAAAAGGAUUCCAAGAAAACAUGUGCUGAACUCAAUUCGGAAGACCUUCCUGCUGCUGCUGAUCCGGUAUUACUAGUUCCCGAACAAAGAAAAGAGCCGGUAUUACUAGUUCCUCUUUCAGAAUACGAUCCUACCAUGUUGCAGAUCAUCAAACAACAAGCUCGAGAAAUACUUGUUUGGAGUUUAAUCCUGCAGAUCUUCCUACUGAUCCCGCUCUAAGAAUUCCAAUUUCAGAAUAUGAUCCUGAUAUUCGAGAUCAAGUUAGAAGAGCUUAUUUGAAAAAGGGUCCUUGUCAGCCUCUAGGAGGUUGACAAGGAGGUUUAAUCCUAAUUUUAAAAGGAGGUUUAAUUCUAAAAGGAGGUUUAAUCCUAAAAGGAAACCAUAAUUUUCCUUUUAAGAAUUUUGGGAAGAACUACUCCAACUCUAGGAGGUUUAAUCCUGCUUGGUUUAGUGAACAUUCUAAUUGGUUGGAGUAUAGCAUUAAAAAGAUGCUGCAUUUUGUUUGUGUUGUUAUCUAUUUAAACCGAACAAUGCUAAACAAGCAGGUGGCGAUGUCUUUGUUGAUGAAGGGUUUUCUAAUUGGAAAAAGAAAGAAAGGUUGCAGAAGCAUGUUGGAGGCGAAAAUAGUGCUCACAAUCAAGCUUGGAGCGAUUGUGAAGCUUUGUUAGAUGAAUACCGACCAAUUUUGGAUGAUGUGUCUCUUGAUACGCUGCGUUUGCUACUUCGUCAAGGGCUUCCGAUUCAUGGUCAGCUUGAGAAUGAAGGUAAUGAUGGAAAUUUCCUUGAAUUGUUACAGUUACUUUAUAACAGUCACGAAGAUGCAAAACCAGUCAGAUUGGAAACUGCUCUCGAGAAUUCAAAAUCGAUAACCGCUGAUGUUCAGAAGGACAUCGUAAGUGUUAUUUCAGAUGAAAUUGUCCGUAGAAUUACUAGAGAUAUUGGUGACAGACUGUUUUCCAUUCUUCUGGAUGACCGUAACAUACAUUCAGAGGAUAAGAUAAACGUUGUAUUUCGUUAUGUGGAUAAGGGUAGUGUAGUUGAGCGGUUUGUGCUUAUUGAUCAUGUUGCCAAGAUUACUGCUUCAUUUCUCAAGACUUCUGUGGAUAAAUUCUUUUCGAAGUAUGGAUUGUGCAUGUCUAGGUUGCGAGGUCAAGGGUAUGAUGGAGAGAGUAACUGUCGAGGUGAGCUUCAUGGUCUUAAAUCUCUUAUUCUGAAGGAAAAUGAGUGUGCCUAUUACAUUCAUUGCUUUGCUAAUAAACUUCAGUCAAUUCUUGUUUCUGUGGGAACGGAACAAUUUGAAGUUUACAAUUUGUUCAAAUCCGUUGCAAAAUUGGUGGAUAUUGUAGGAGCAGUAGCUAAACGUUAUGCUAAUCUUCAAGAGAGAGAUGUUGUUUUAGCUUUUGAGGAACUCAAGAAUAGUGGUUUUUUAUAUGAAAUGAAGAUAAAAGCGUUCGCAUUCGUAGGAGAUUCAAAUCUGGAAACUACUCUUAUAUGGUCUAGUGUUGCAUGUGAGGAUUCUCACUACAACACCUUAAGCAGCUUAAUUACCAUGUUUGCAUCUGUAAUAGAUGUUCUUGAUGUUAUCGAAAGGGAUGGAUACAGUGGUGAUGACAAGUUUAGUGCGUCAGGUGUCUUGGAUACUAUCUUUUCAUUUCCUAUUGUUUUCAGUCUACAUUUGAUGAAAACUAUACUAGGAAUCACAAGUGAUUUGUCGAAAGCAUUACAGAGGAGAGAUCAAGAUCUUGUGAAUGCCAUGAAACUAGUUAAAGUAUGCAAGGAACAACUUCAAAUGAUGAGGGAUAAUGGUUGGGAUUCUCUAUUCAAGGAAGUUUGUUCUUUCUGUGACGAACAUCAAAUGGAAACUCCAAAUAUGGACAAUGUAGUUCCCAGACAGGUGCGGUAUCGAAGAAGCGAUGAAACUCAAGAGAUCACGAACAUGCAUUAUUAUCACGUUGAGUUAUUCCAAGGUGUCUUGAACAUGAUACUGCAAGAGCUGAAUAAUCGAUUCACUGAGACGGACACUGAGUUGCUUCUUUGCAUCGUGUGUUUGAGUCCAAGUGAUUCGUUCUCUGCAUUCAACAAACAGCAAUUGAUUCGCCUUGCUCAGUUUUAUCCUGUAGACUUCUCUGCUGCUGAAAUCAUGACACUUGCAGAUCAACUUGAAAGCUAUAUAUCUGAUGUGCGCUCCGAUGUUCGGUUUUCAGAACUGAACGGGAUUGCUGAUCUUGCACAGAAAAUGGUUGAAACAGAUAAAGACAAGGUUUACAAUCUAGUGUACUUGCUUCUGACAUUGGCACUAAUCCUCCCAGUUGCAACUGCCAAGGAACAGAGGGUAUUUUCUUCUAUUAACCGUGGGAAGGUAAGGGUAGACACUGGUCUAGAAGAUGAAUGGAUGAGUGAUCGUUUGAUCCCAUACAUUGAGAGUGAUAUUCUUAAUAGCCUUGACAAUGAGACUAUUGUGCGCCGAGUUGAAAAUCUGAAACUCAGUAAAAGGGAUAUUGUAGCUUUAAAUUGACAUGAAUUGAUAUCGAGUUUUUUGUUAUUUUCA